This is a messenger RNA of Rhipicephalus microplus (southern cattle tick), 711 nucleotides long. RefSeq lists its product as uncharacterized. NCBI's taxonomy places the organism in Eukaryota, Metazoa, Arthropoda, Arachnida, Ixodida, Ixodidae. The record is from RefSeq and is a predicted model, not a curated record.
AUGAAGUUUAACCGUGACGAUUACGCGAGCUUCAAUCAUUACUUCAGUCAGUUCGAGGACGAACUGCUGAAGAAAAUACGCUUCCGCCGUCCACUGACCGAAAAUCAGCAGGUUCUCGAAAUCGUCUACGACACGCUCGAUAUCACCAGUCACAGCGUGAGUGAUUUCCUAGGGAAGUACGGCAAGUUCGACAGGAUCUUCUCUUUCCUGCUGUUCCACUUGGUGGAGGACCAGAAGACAGCCUACGCGAACGUCGCCAAAUUGCUUAACGACGACGGGGAAUGCCUGGUGCUUGCUUUCUCCAGCUUCGAUUUCGCGGACGUGUGGGAGGAAGUCUGCAAGACGCCGAAAUGGACAAACCGUUUACCGAAUCCACGGACUAUUGUAAACUCCUUCUUCAACUUUCAUCGCGUCAAGUCAACAGCACAGGUUGAAGCGGAUGUCAGGGACGCAUUGCUUGGAACCGGACUGCAGUGCAUCUCCUGCGAAGUUCAUCAUCACUCCUGGAAGCACGAAAACAUGGAAUCUCUUCUUGACAUGCUCCUAGCGGUUGUUCCCUUCAAGGCCAUCGUCCCCGCCGAGGAGUGGGCAGACUUCGUCGAUCUGUGGACGCAACUGUUGCACCGGAAGUUGUGCCCAGAGCCGGGACAGCCACUGGCGUUGAAGUUUGCCGUCUACGUCGUUCACGGCUGCCGAGCUACCGCACAAUAA